AUGACAAGAAUAGCUACAGUAUUCGAGCCAGAGUAUCCCAAAGGCUCCCUAACCUGCGGGAUCGCCCUGUGCAUAGCGUCAUGCCUUCCGGAGAGUCGUCCAGAUACCUCAGAUCCAUCACCCUCCUCCCCACACCCAUCUCUAUCAUUCCUCGCCGCCCAGCUAUUCGCCCAUAUUGCGUUGGCGUUCGCGCUGGGUAUUCCGGUGCCGUAUAUGCUAGCUUUAAACAAGCCCUACUUCAUGAAUGAGAUCCUGUCAAAAGCGCCGGCCGUUCUCUACGUCACUGCCGCUGCUACAGCAGGCUGCAUCCAAUUCUGGAGCGGUUUGCAUCGGAAUCUGACUACCGUAUUCCCGGCCCAUUCAAUCUUCGUCUUUUCGAACGCGCUGAUCGGGGUGAUCAUCGCCUCGUCAUUUGUAUUUGCCGUUCUGGCAGCCAUUGAGAUCGAUCGUGAACACAACACGAUGGAGUUCAUGAUCAAUUAUGAGGUAGAGGCCGAGAUGCCCGAAGGCAGCCAUCAACAAACCGCCAAAGAUCGGUUGUACCGACUCCUGCUACACCUACUGACAGAUGCCGUAUACGUGACCAUCGUGUUGGUGCCGAGUUUCGGGGAAUCGACAUGGAACCGCAUCUCUUACGACCUGGUGCGCAUCUACGGGCUAGCCCUCUGGCCAAUGUUUGCCGCCGCCUGGCAUACUCCACUUUUGGCAAAGGCCCUCCGUACCCGAAUCGUGCUGGUGUUGACGGCGUGCAGUGGGCCGGAGAGGGAUCAGAAUACACCGGGCAGUAGAAGAACAUGGGGGUCGAAGACGGAGAAUCGAAUGCGGUUGACGGUG
Molecule: messenger RNA, 834 nt
Organism: Mesorhabditis spiculigera
Lineage: Eukaryota; Metazoa; Nematoda; Chromadorea; Rhabditida; Rhabditidae
Source: the annotation of a GenBank genome assembly